AUGGAAGAUUGGGAGAUUGCGGAGCUCCAAGAUUUGUUGACACUGCUAUAUGGGCAAGACAGGCCCCAACCAUCUUGUGAUUCUUGGAGAUGGGGUUUGCGUGGCGAUGGUUUGUUCACCGUAAAGUCCUUUUACCAGAGUAUUUUGGUGAGAGAGGAGGCCACUUUUCCAUACUCGAUCUGGAUUCCUAGGGCGCCCACGAAGGUGUGCUUUUUUGGAUGGCUAGCGGCGAGGGGAGUGAUCUUGACUGUUGAAAAUCUUCGAAAGAGAGGAAUUACACUUAACAAUUUGCUGCCAAAAUGCAUCAUUUCUUGUGGUUUUGAUCCCAUUUUGCAGUUAGGUCUUCUUGUUGGCCAGAUGGUUCCUAUUAUAUCUCCAGUAUAUUCAAUGGCUCAAUCCGCUUCAGGAGAUGCAUUGAGGGUGUUACUUGAUACAGCUGGAACAAUCAUCCGUGAUUAUGAUCCAGAAACAGUUGUUUCGUUGACUAAAUUUGCUGAUCAGUUGCCUUUGGUAUUUGGCGAGCUUGCUCAAGGGAUAUCAGAGUUCAAGCCAACACCCUCUGAAAAUCUUGAGUGUUUCAAAAACUCAUACAACGUCAAGCGUACAUUGCUGGUGAAGUUUGACUCUGAUACAAUCGAUGAGACAGAUCGACUUGAAGAGACAUUAAAGCCCCGAGUAGAAUCUUUUGGUGGAAAAGUAGAGAAAAUUGCAUUAACCGGUAACCACAUCACACCGUGCAUUCAGGAACCAAAAUGGCGAGUAGGAGCUGUAUACACUCCAGCAGAUGCUGUUGCGCAAGUGGUUAAAACUGUUGCCUUAAAUGACACUAAGGGCCUAUGUACAACCAUUGUCAACUGGUUCGAUCGUAUCGACGAGUUCUGAACCUGCUUAAACAUGGAACGGAAGCACAAUUUUAUAGCUCAACGAUGUAGAAAAAUGCACAUAUAUCAUCAUAGUAAUACAGUUAAACGGACCUCCCCUAGUCGAGUACAACAUCACAAAGAUAAUACACAAUAUUUCCUUCCCAAAAUGAAAACAUGCAUUCAUAGAAUUAUUUGUGUUCGUUUUGUUGUUUUACUUUUAUUUGGGGUAAUCUAACAUGGCCAUAAUAAGGUGGCCUCGUUGAUUUCCUUUUAAUUCCGUCUAUGUCAGUUUGCGAAAAACGCUAAAUGUCCAAGUCUAGUCCGCCGUCUGCUCUUUGGUGCAUGUAUUUGUCACCUGUAAGAAUUUGUGAAUUUAUUAUUGGAGUUAAUUA
Messenger RNA from Nicotiana tabacum (common tobacco), 1255 nucleotides. The record is from RefSeq and is a predicted model, not a curated record. NCBI's taxonomy places the organism in Eukaryota, Viridiplantae, Streptophyta, Magnoliopsida, Solanales, Solanaceae.